ACCCACCCAUUACCAUUAAUUACCAUUGUUCAAACACUGCUCAAAUUUCUUUAAGUGCUGCCAUCCAGCAGUUAGAUCUUUAAUUAAUUUCCAGGAAGUUUUGAUCGCACCGUCUCUGGGCUUUCGGUUUUAGCCAUUGUCGCGGUCAUCACUCAGUAGGAGUGGAGUUUGAAGGAGAGUUGGGGGCAGAAGCAGGAGCAGGAGUCGAAGCUGAAGAUGGUGCUGGGAAGACGACAACCACGACGACGACGUUGGCGACGCGGCAACCUGUAUGUCAGUGUCAACAGUGGACGCGGGCCGGGCGACCCCCGUUGCUCAUUUUCUGUCUUGCUGUUUGAUGAAUUGUCGCCGUACCCCAAAGAAGAGAACUGCAAAGGGGUAGCGGAGAGUGGAGAAGAGAAAACCCAAAGAAGUCAAGCGGGCAGAGUGCCAAUGAACAGCAGCAGCAGAAUCGAAGUAGAACUGUUGCCACUACUGGGUGCCAUGGUGCCUGCUGCCACAGUGUUGACUCAACAGCAAUACGGCCCAGGCUCUCCCUGCCUCUCUUGGGGUAUCUGGUAUUUUUGUGUCCUGCGGCUGCAAAGAUCUCCGCAGACGAAACCUGAAAAUUGUUUGUGAAUUUAUCAUGGCCGACAAAGCGGCGCAAAUCUCUCAAAAUAAAAAAAAAAAAGCGAAA
This is a messenger RNA of Drosophila obscura, 676 nucleotides long. RefSeq lists its product as uncharacterized. Lineage: Eukaryota; Metazoa; Arthropoda; Insecta; Diptera; Drosophilidae. The record is from RefSeq and is a predicted model, not a curated record. The transcript has 2 exons. The coding region runs from base 217 to 618 and encodes 133 amino acids.